Manacus vitellinus (golden-collared manakin) is the source of this 3411-nucleotide messenger RNA. RefSeq names its product leucine rich repeat containing 9 (gene LRRC9). The record is from RefSeq and is a predicted model, not a curated record. Lineage: Eukaryota; Metazoa; Chordata; Aves; Passeriformes; Pipridae. Gene Ontology annotation, cellular component: membrane.
AUGGAGGCCUUAAUAGUCCUUGUCCUUCUCGUGCAAACCUUCAUCCAGUACCCACACGUGGUGGCUGAUGGGCUGGAUGAGGCCACCCAUUUGCGCCUGGAGAUGCGGGAGAAGUAUCUCAACCAGGAAAUGACUCGGCUGCUGCAGGAGCUGGAGCAGAGUAGCCUGGAGCCCGGUGUCAGGGCCUGGGGAGCCCUGCUCUGGGCUACCUUGGAGCAGUGGCACUUCUGGGCUCUUCUUGGAGUCCUGGGCCUUCUCUUGGCACUGGCCUUUAGCCUCAGGAAAAGGAGCCGUGAGCCACAUGGCAGUGCACCACAGGAGAAUGCCAGCAGCAACUUGGAGGCACAGGAAGAUCAAGUUAAUGGCCAUGCAAAUGUGGAAGAAAACAAUGCUGCUGGAAGAGAAGAAAGGAAAUACGGUGCAAAUGGAGACCAAGAGCAAGAUCCUGACAGUAAGCUUGGCAGGUUUAUAGAGGAGCGCAUUCGCUGGCCUGUUCUGGACAGAGGUUGCAUGAUAACUGACCUGAUAGAUGAUUUGACACGUGCCUUUGGACACCACUUGUCAAGUCGUUUCUACCCAGUGCCACAGCAAGCCAUCGGCAUGGGCAGUGCCUUUGAAGGUUGGAGUCCCCGCAAGGAGGAUGUUGUGUACCGUGUCCUCGUACCCCUCAGUCCUCCCCCGGGGCACACCUUCCACCUGGAGCCGAACACUGCCGCAGGCAUGCCAGGAAAGAACUUCUGCAUCCGUGUGGAGCAGGUCCACAUCCCGGAGGAAAAGCUGAGGAGGAAUAAGAAGUCCAUCCUCCUCUACAACCUCUGUACUCGUUCCUACCUAGAUGUGGAGAAAACUACCCUAUGGUUCCGUCUGAUGGUGAGAGCAAGUUGGUCGCGUUUGCCUCAGUCCAAGCACUGGCAUUUAAGGGUGCUGCCCUCCAGACGCUCCUGUACACUCCGGCUGACCAAAGGCGGAGAAAGCUUCUGCGUUGAGGUGCUGUUUGGGGUGCAGCAAGGAAACUCAGACAUCUAUGUGAGCAGCCAGUCUAGAGAGGCCCUCUUCACCCCAAGCACAGUGUGGCCGGAGACCUACGGCGUGGCAGAGAUGAAGUUCUUCAGCCACAUUGCCCGGCAGGCUCCACCUGACAGCUGCCACCUCAGAUGCCUGCAGCUCUUGGCCCGUGCUGGGGUGGGCAGAGCCUUUUCCAAUUAUACCCUCAAGACCAUCAUGAUGCACCUCCUCAACACCAUCCCCAUGGCCCAGUGGUGCAGGAGGCAUUGCCGCCAGCGGCUGCUGGAGAGCUUGGAUUACCUGCGCUGCUCCCUGCAGAAGAAACGCCUGGACUGCUUUGUCAUAGGCAACCAGAGCAUCCCACUGCAGAUCGACUUGCCUCCGCACUUCCAAACGCUUCAGCCACCCAACCUUUUCUGGCACCUGGCACAGGAUCCAGACGCCCACAGAGAGGCCUGGCAAGACUUCCUUUUCCUCCGCUAUCGGCUCAAACAACUGCUCAAGGCCAUUGAUGGACAAGCCAGCUCUGCUCCGGGGGCUCACAUCACAUGCAGAAUUUUAAAAUAUUUCCAAGUGGAAAUUAGGAAAAGUUUUAGUUUGGUAGUACAAUUCUUGUUAAUGUAAUUGGAAACAGUGGAAAACAUUCCCUUUGAUGAAGGUUUAUCAAACAAUCCAUGCUUGUCCACCUCAGAAAAGAUGGAAUUUCUCUCUUGUGUAUGCAACCCUGAAUUGCCAGUUAAGGAAAAGCAGCUGCCUCAAAUGCUGGUGGAUAGUUUCCAGGGUCUGGAAUCUGACAUAAAAAAACCUUCUCUUCUCUGUAAUAGUCUCAGCUUAUGUGCAUGUCCCAAAACAGAGUUUCUGAAAUAGUAAGCUAAGACAGAAGGCAAAACCAGCAGGGGUCCUAAGAAGUUGCUCAAGCAUGGGAAAGUGAUAAUUGCAAAAGUGUUCCUUGGCCACAGUUCUCCAGCUUGUGCAAUGAAUCCCAUCUAUCAAGUCAACUACCCAGGAGCUAAUUCAGUGUUCAGGUCAUGGAAAUGCCAAGAAAGUGAUGCAUCUACUUCUGGCACUGAAAUGUGGGCUUCCUUGGAAUGGAGGAAUUGUGACUGCAGCCCCUGGCAUUGUGACAGGUUUGUGUUUGACCAAGAACUGGUCCUGACAGAAUACAUUGCUGGAUUUGAGUGUGUUACUCUGCUACUUCUCAAAAAACAGUGUCUGUUUUCUAUGUGCAAUAUAAUAGUGAAAGAGGGAAAGAGAAACACAGAAAGAUAUAUUCUGUCUCAUGAUUUGUAACGUGAUGGUGUUUUGAACAUGGAACUGACAGUAAAGGUCAGGCCUCAGACUGCUUCAAUGAAAAAAGCCCACAAUAUUUGCAGUGUUUUGAGUUUGAAUGGGAACAGCCUGAGCAUGCUACAGGACAGCUCUGAUUUAAAAACACUUCUAAAGCCUAUCAUCAGCUUUCUUGAAUUUGCUUCAUUAAAUAACAUUUAUGUCCUGCCUUUAAUCAGAUAUUUUGAUGUGAAUCAUAACCAUGUGAUCACUUUUGAGGGCAUAAAAAGCUUAAAUAAAGUGCAGUUCUUCAACCUGAGAGGGAAUCAGCUGAAGAAGUCCAGAGAAGACAUAAAUACUUUACAAAAACACACUCCCAACACACUCAGUCCUGACAUCACACACAACCCAUGGCAUAAGCCAGCCUCCUUCCAGCUGAGUGUCACCAGCCAGUGAAAGGCUCUCACUGACUCAAAUGGAGUCCUGAUUUCUAAUGAAGUUGCAGAAGCAUCACAAUAUAUUGCAGGAUCAAAGAUGAAUGAGGGUUGUUAUUGUUUUUUAGCUCUAGAUCUGGUAUUAGCAGACCAGUUUAGAGAUGUCUGCAGCAUGAAUUUACAGAACAACAAUCUCCUGUCUUUCAGUGAUUUAAUCUUCUUCCCCUCUUUACAUGUAUUAUGGCUGAGCUACAGUCAGAUUGAAUCAAUACUGCCUGGACAAAAGCUCCCAAACCAGGGAACAAAGAGGCAGCAGCUUGUUCACAUUGACAGCAGGUUGCUGCUGAAACCAGUUGCAAACUCUCCAGAGGACUCCGGAUUUCCUGAACUGACAGCAAACUUUACAAGACAAAACCCUCUCAGAAGAACACAUGGGAAGCUGAAUGAAAACAGUAAGCAUUUAUUGGGCUCUGAUCUUAUAUUUGGCCAUGAAUUUGGAGACCCUCUACCGAAUAAGUCACAUGAAAAUAAGCCUAAGAACACGGGAAUUACAACAAAUAAUCUUUGAAGCAUCCAUGCAGAAAGAGCUCUUGGGCAAGCCAAAGGAGCAGCAACUAAUCUUCUAAACCAUUUGGUGCAUCACAGUGCUGCUGCUGCUCAAACCAGCCAACUGCACCAGGGCCACACAGAAAAUCCGGGCAGGUGA